CGCUCUGCGCUGUGAGCCUGAACAGGCGCACACCGCUGCAGCCUUCAGUCCGUCGCCGUGACACGUUAACAGCUUGUAUGCAUACCAAAGCACAAUCUGAGCCAUUAUUCUGGCGGGAGCGAUGUAACUUUCCCCGAGAGAAGUGGGCAAAAUAAGAUCCAGUGUAACCAGUCCGCCACCUAGCUGCGGAGACGCGCCGACAGAGAUCUGUCGACUGUAUGAUUAUGAAAACACCCGCGCCAAUGUUGUUGCACAGUAGGCUCUGCGCUCUGAUGCGACUGAAAGUCGGUUUUAGGAGGUGUUUUAACCUCCGAUGGCCUUAGUUAUGUAAUCAAAGCAACAUCUAAUGCACCAAAAGCUGUGGGAUUGCUGUUGGUGCGAAGGGGAGAGCAGGACAGCAACACCUUCACCUCCUGCCUAAACGCAGUUGGCUCUGGGACGCGCUCUGGGCAGAAGGGCUGGCAGAGGACAGAUAGAAGAGAAAAAGGUGGCUGUGGACUAAUCCACACCACAAACACUACCAGCAAGCAUAUUUUGAUGCUGCGUAGAAGCCACUUCCACGCUUUGCCUAAAGAGAGAGAUCUUCCCUCGCUGGAUGAAGGAUCCCAUCUGUAUGUGGACUUCUAAAGGAUCAUUUUAUUUUUUUGUAAAUCUCCACACCUACACCUGGCUGUUUGCUCUCAGACCUUGACCCCACUAACCCCACGGGGCCAUUUAAGUGUUAUACUGGGAACGCCAAAGCACCUUACUUCUCCCCCCUGACUUCUCUGAUGGACCAGAGAGUGAAGGGGGGUACCCCUCCAACCAUAAACUCCACUGUGGACCCCUCCUCUGCACCUGAAGACUCUGAAAAGGACCAGGUGGCAGAGAAUAGGAAGAAAGGUGAAGGGGAGAAUGGAGAAUUGGGGAAGAAAGAGGAGGAGAAAAGAGGAGUGGGGAGGAAACGGGAAGGAGACAAGGGGGCAGUGCUAGAGCUACUCAUCGAGGGGCGCUGUGGAAGCACGGGGCAGCAACAGCUCCAGAUCUCUGGCAGAGAGACAAGCUGCCCUGAGGGGAAUGUGAGACUUCGAAUUGGACUCCAGGCCAAACGUACCAAGAAGCCGCCCAAGAUCUUGGAGAGCUAUGUCUGCAAGCCUACCAUCAGGACCUAUCAGAGACAGGGCAGAGGGGGACUGGUGAAGGGGGAGGCAGAGGGAGGAGUGGGCCAGCAGAGUAAAACCAGCUCCACUCCAGACGAGGCAAGCAGAGAGCAACGCUCAGGCUUGGAUGCUGUCCAGACCACAUCCAAACAAACUGCAUCUGCUGCUCCACCACCACUUGCAUCAUCAUCAUCGUUAUCAUCUUCAUCAUCAUCUUCAUCACAGACACUGUCGUUAUAUUCAACAUUUACAACUUCCACCCCAGCCUCAGUCACUGCCCUGUCAAGCCAAGAGACCAAGACUGCCAAACAGGUUCCUAUCAAACUGGCUGAUAAGACCGAGGUGAAUUCAAAUGGCACAUCUGAGAGAGUGAAGAAAGAGAAGUUUCCAUUUGUCAAUGGCCAGCCUGUCUCUGCAGGGCACCAACCCUCUUCACCCACUACAGACCAGGCAGCUUCUGCUACGCCCUCGACACCUUGCAACCAAACAAUCUCUGCAGCAGAAAUCAGGAGUGAAGGAAACACCUCCAAGAAACAUAAUGGUUUGGUACAGACAGCCAAACAGAAAGGACUAUCAAAUGGGAAAGGGUCUGCUGACAUUGUUGGCACUACCCCCUCAACAAAAACUAAGAGUGGAAAACACAGUCCUUCCACCUCUGCUUCUUCCUCAACAAAAUCUCCACCAGUCUCUACCGGCACCCAUAAAGAGGUUGGCUUGUGCCAUAAGAUCAAGCCAGAUUCUCCUUCAACUCCCACUGUCACCCCAAAACCACAAUCUCCCCCUGGUGUGGAUCCUUCCUCAGUCCAAUCCCAGGAUCAGGAUCCUUCUCUGCAGCCCUCACUAGAGAAAAAGAGAGAGAAAGAGAAGAAAGCAAAGAAAGAGAAACGGAGAGAGAAGAAAUCAAAGCGAGAUAGAAUAGAGGCUGAAAGAGCAAAGAGUGAGAGCAGGAAGGAGGACAGCAAGAAGAAGAAAAAAGAAAAAGGGAAGGAUGGAAAGUCUAAGCAUGGUAAAGACAAGGAUGAAAGACAAAAGACUGAUGAUACACGGAGGGAGGAAGUAAAAACUGAAAAAGGAAAAGCUGAGAAAAAGAAGGUUAAGCUUAGCCCAGACAGACAAAGAACAGAGAAUAACAAUACAAAAUGUAGUGAAACAGUUGAUAAUGGUACAGAGGACAAAACUAGUAAAAUAGUGAACCCAGGCAGACCGGACGAAAAAGACAAAGCAGACGACAGUUGCAAGCCUGUUAAACAAGCUGAACCAGCAACAACAACAGGUGACACCAGUAAAUCAAAAGAACAAGACAUCUCAAGACAUUCAACUGUGCCUCCAGCCCACCCCUCUUCUACGGCUCCUCCUACUUUGCCCACUCCUUCCAGGGCACCCAUCUCUCCCCCUUCUUCCCCUCAAGAGCAAGACAGCCGACCGCUCAAGAAACGUAAAGCCAGACGGCCCAGCUGGACCAAGCUGGUGCACCGGGCUCAGAAGGCGGAAAGUCAGGAAGUCCCUUCAGAUUCUCAACGUAAUCCUUUACUAAGUUUCCCCCAGAACCCCAAGACGUCCCUCGCUGCCAAGGCAACUACUCAGCAGACAGAUGACUCACAUGCAGCUCCUUCUAGCUCCUUAACCAGCAGCUCCUCCCCUCUUUCUACUGCAACCAAACCUCCAUCCCCAAAACAGAGUCAUCCCAACUCUGACCCUAACCCCUUUGCCUCUAAACGCCCUAUAACCCCUGCCCGAAAAAGGGGCCGCCCUAAAUCUCAAAAUGUAGAUGACCCUCCUCCUAAGCUUUCACCAAAUGCUAUCUCAUCUGAGGUGCCUCUUCUAGGGCGUGACGGAGCUCAGAAAGCCCCUGUGCUCGAGCCAAGUCCAAUACUGCCUAGUGCUGCUCAGACUAAAUCCAGCCCCAAGAAACGUGGCCGUCCUCCCAAACGCCCCCUCCCUGGCGACCAGAGCGAAGAUGCACUGAAUCAAACUGAUGAUGAAGACAGGAGUAAAGAUUUUCAUCCCUCUGAAAAGGGAAAUAGGCAGCUAAAGAUCAGGAGACUGAUAAAUGAGAUGAAGAAAAGAAAGAAGAGGAGACUUCACAAGGUAAUGCUGUCUGGAUAUGUAGCAAAAGAAGGGAGGAGAAAUGAGGCAGCAGAUGGUGAGACCUCUCUAAGAAUGUGUAAAUCGAUAGAGGCUACAACAGUACACACACUCUCCGCCCUGUCGUCCUCCUUUGGGGGUAAGCUAGGCCCCCAGAUCAAUGUGAGUAAGAGAGGAACCAUCUACAUGGGCAAGAGGCGAGGACGCAAACCUAAAGCUCAAACAACUAACCUUAAUUCCCAAAACUCCACUCAGUCAUCUCUGUUUACGAGUCCCUCUGAAACAUCGCUCUUCUCGACUUGCCAACCCCAGGCUCUUCCCUCUCACCCCUUUCCAUCUCCAUCUCUUACCCACUCCAGUGGGGCCCAGAGCCCUUACAGUGAAGGCAGCCUCACAGAACCCACUUCAUCUCUACUUUUUUCUCACCCCUUCUCCCUACCAUCCCCAUCAUCGUCCUGCACCUCUCCCCGCCCCCCUUCUUCCUCAUCCCUCUCCCCCUUUGUGAAGAAGAGUUGUCCAUGUCAGGGAAGGCAUCACUUCCCCUUUCACCAGUCUUCAUGUAAGCUCUCCUGUCCAACACCUCCACUCCAUCACACACCUGGCUCACCCGGCCACCUGAAAGAGGCCACCCCCUCCCCCAGGAGUGAAUCACACAGUGAAGAGACUCUGCCUAGUGAUAGCGGAAUUGGAACAGAUAACAACAGCAUUUCAGAGCGAGGGGAGAUGAGAGGAGCUCGAGGGAUGCUUAGGUUGGGCCAGGGUUCUGGGGUAAUUCUAGGAGGUCAGAGGCAUACCUCGUCUCUUGUGGACCGUCCAUCUCCUGUCUCCUCACCCUUGUCUCACAUGUCCAGACACCAUGUCAACCCGAUAACCAAUCCAACUGCUGUAGAGCGACACAGAGACAGGCACAGACACAGGCGGAGGGAUUACGACUGCUCCUCUUCCUGUACGUGCUUGUGCCCGUGCUCAUGCCCAGGACACAAUAAGUGCACUCAUUCAGACUUUUAUCCUUGCCAUGGGCAUAAUGCACUGAAGAGACAGAAAAAUAAACACAAGAAAAAGCACCAGCAGCUGCACAUGCAGGAUCCAGAGUUUCUGGCUGAAUUAGAAGAAAUGAUCAGUCAGUUCAGCGAGAUACAUAUCGGACGAAGGAGUUGGGCUAGAACAGGACUGGGACAGGGCUUUGAUGGGAAUGCCGCUGGAGGAAGGCGCCAUCACUCCUCCCAUUCCCUCCGCUCCAAUAUAUUCAGGAUAAAUCUGAAUGGUUUCUACUCGCCUCACCCUUCGUCUUACUCUGCUAAUCCUUCCUUCACCCCUCAGCCUUUCUAUUCUUGCCAGCCAGUGCAUUGUAACCGGAAGCCGGACCGAAGGCAGUGUGGUUGCUCAACAAAGUUCCAGGAGACCAUUGAAAAUAUGGGCUUUUAUAGCAGCUAUCCCCCAGCUACACCACUUUACCACCACCUCCCUAACUCCUAUGCACUCCCAUCUCCUCACCAGUAUGCCCCCCAUCAGCCCCACCACGCCCACUUCUUUCUUAACCCUGCCAGAUUCCACAGGCGCAGAAGCAGGUUGCUGAGAGAGGGGGCUUUAGGGGGAGAGGUUGAAGGAGAUGUACGGGGAGGCAGUGGGGGAACCCCACACCUCACAUCAGGGUUCACAUCAAGCCUCUCCUGUGGCUGUGGGAGGAGUGAACACAAACAUAAACAUAAACACCGUCACCGGCACUGCGAGCGAGACAUGGACGAUGAGGAAGAUUUACAUGGGGAUGAGGAGGAGGAUGGUAUGGAGAGAGAGGGGUUAGUCAGUUCAAAGUCAAGGUCAGGGUUCAUCCUGGGACAAGGUGAAGGGGGAAGAAAAGGGAACAGAGGACUGGGGAGUAUGCUAUCCAAAGAAUCACUUUGGUCAUGUGAGAAUGGAAGUGAGUCCUUCUCCUCUGCUGCUCCUGCUGCCAGCACUUCAUCAUCAUCAUCCACAUCAGCAGCAGACAGGUUCAAACACACAUCGCUCACCUCACUGGGGCUAGGAUCCACUCACCUGUCCUCAUUUGGGGGCGGAUGGGGGGGUCUUGGUCAGACUUGGAUAAAAUUUGGGGGUCUUGGAGGGGCAGGAUUUGGAAGCUCCAACCAUAGCUGGAGAACAUUCACCGGGGAGCAACAACAUACAGGCAGAGAUAUUGCAUCAGAUGGAGAGGAUGAAGACGAGGAAGAUGUUCAACAAUCGCACCUUUACAGGACGUCCCCAUCCCCAGUCCACACCAACCUAUUCACAUCUGCUGCCAUGGCAACAGGGGGGAGGGGUCUGAGGAGUGGAUUGGCCAGUAGGAUUUCAGGAAGUGGAGACAGGUCAUGGAGGAGAGAUGAGCCUGCCUGGACAGAGAGAAGAGAAUCAGGUUUACAAGGUGACUCAAGAAGCUGGAGCCAGCAGAAAAAUGUGCCAACAACAGACAGUGUGGCAGUGAAAAACAAAAGAAGGCCAGGACGGCCUAGGAAGCACCCAUUACCCUCCGCUGUAUCUUCCCCCACACACUCCCCUGCAGCUCCCUUCAUGUCAUCACCUGAACUCUUGCCAGGACACAGCCAUAACAGAGAUGGAAGAGAGGUGGGAGGGAGAACAGAAGAGAGGGGGCCAGAGAAAGAUGGAGGAGUGGAGUCAGUGCAGCAGGUGACAGAGCUGGAGCUGCAGGCCAAGAGGAAGAGAGGACGGAAGAGAAAACAUGGUGACUCCCCCUGUCAUCAGAGUGUCGCUGAGGAUAAACCAGAGUGUGACACACCCACUGAAUGUUUAAACCAGUCAGAUGUGGACCAGGCUCCAUCCCAACCAGUAACCAUCCAACAAGAGGAGAGAGAAGAUGGCCCUCCCAGGAAGAAGUUUCUGAGGGCAGGUCUUUACUCUGAUGAUUACAAAACCACAGACCCCCCUUCCCAUUCACAGCAGUUUCCAAGAGAAAGUAUGGAGUAUACACCAGGGGAUCGUGAUUAUAGCCUUCUACCAGCUCCCAUUCAUGUUGGGAAGUACCUAAGGCUUAAGCGGAUUCAUUUCCAGUUACCCUAUGAUGUUAUGUGGCUUUGGCGACAUAACCAGCUUUGCAGGCAGCCUGCUGUCCCCCUGAAGAGGAAGAGGCGUUACUGCCGACUGAAGGACAGGACUUUAUCCUCUCACCAGACAGUGGAAGAGACCUCCAGUGACAUUACCAGCCUUUUUCCUCACCUUGACAUGGAUCCUUUAACCAGCAGUGAGAGGAACUUUGUGGUGAAACACCAAGUAUUUCUCGUGAGAAACUGGGAGCUUGUGCGAGACAGACAGAUCCGACUGAGGAUAGAGAGAGAGAGGGAAAGGGAGGGAGACAUAGAGGGAGAGGAGACCGACUCACGACAUCUGUCCUGUGAUGGAGCUGAUGGGGACGACAGCCACAUCAAGUCAGAUCAGCAAGUGGGGGUGGAAGUGACGGUUAUCAGCAGUGACCCCCACCAUCAGAGUCAGGACACCUCCAGCUCACUCACUGCCAGCCCCUGUCCCACCAAAGCCCAGAACAGACAAGAGGAGGAGAGAGAAGAAGAAAAACGAGGGGAAGAGGAGGUUUGCAGCAGAGAACAGCGGAGGAAACGGCUGAAUGAUUUACUUUUGACCCUGCAGCAUUCAUAAGCUAAUAGAACGGGGUGGGACCACUCUGCAAAAGGGACCAGGCCCACCACCAGACCAACAGACAGGAACUGAUGUCAAAGCACUGCUACUAAGAGUAGUUGUGCCACAGAAAACAAGGGAGAAAGGAGCAGAAAACUGGAGAAUAAUAGUAACUGAACAUGCAAGAAAGACUUCUCACACACUGACAGAUGAGUGUGUUGAACCUAGUGCUCUGAAGGGCAUCACACCAAGGAUGAAACCAUGGCAACCCAUCUUUUGUCCAAACGGCGCGAGAUGAGCGAAACAGAGAAACAGACCAGCAGAAAUGAAUUUGCACUAGUGCUGGAUGAACAAGCACACUAAAGACUGUAUGCUGAGUGGACACACUAUAAACACACAUAUAUGCUUUGAUUGCUCUUACUUCGGCACCUUAAGCAAACUGGGAGAGACAAACAUUGAUCUGAGAAUGAAAGUGGACUCAAAUGGUACUCAGCGUCUUCAGCUCUGAAGUUUCCAAGAGACGAGGAGCUCACAAGCUUCCCGGGGGUAAAAAAAAUGUAGCCUGGGCCUAAGUAGGUCAAAACUGAACCGUCAUUUUCUCGUUAAGCUUUCAAAGUCACUUUGCACCUUUGGGAAAUGACAUGAGGAGAAGUGAGCCAGUUAAAGGCUGUUGAGACAGUGUUACUUUACCAAGACAGUGUCUGUUAUGUACCAGUGAAUAGGCAGGGGAGGGGGUGGGCUUAGUGAUAGGAAUUUUGGCAUCGCUGCAAGAGAAUUUCUAAUGAGGUUUUAAGAGAGAAGUUAUUUUUGAAAAAGAAAACAGCUUGAGUACUAUCUGCUAAAGAAAUUGACAAACUAUAUUCAUGAUAGGAAUGUUUAUUGUUGACUAUUUUCAGUAUUGCUUCCUGGGGAAGGGUAAAAAGUGUUUCUGUUUACUUCAGACUGCCUUUGAGAAUGUUUCACUCUUUGCUCCAGAGCAGUGACAAUCAGAAUGUCCUUGCGGGAGAAGGAGCGAGGAAAGGGAAUGAAAAAUGUAAUUGAUUUGUCCCAAAUGCUCUGUAGAAGUGCCAUGUUGUCUUGUGUACGUACCUAAGCGAACUCAUGCAGUCUUUUAAAGCAAUAUCUCCUGUGAUAAGGACUAUAUAAGGACUUUCUUGGUUAUGUUUUUGUUUCAGUUGUGCAUAUUGGGGGAUUGGAGGUCAUUUUUCUGUACAGAUGCAUAUUAGAUUGUUCUCAUCUUAGGAGCAUCGGGCUAAUCCACUUAGUGGAAGCAACCAUAGCAUUUAGUUUCAUGUGAAUGUACAUAGAGACCGGUUUUCCUUCUAUCAGCAGUAGCGUGUAAAAUGAGUAUUAUUCAUGACAGUACUAUUUGGAUUAUACAUAAAAGUUAUUAAUCAAAUCUUUCAUUUUACUAAGAUGUUUUUAACAAAUUAUACAGCUGACCAAUAUAUCAAACAUUUCUCCUUAAAAUUGACUAUGAUUGUAUAUGAUUUUUUUGUAGGAUACAUAAUUUGUCUGUUCUUUUUUUAGCUCUGCGUCUGUUUUUUUAUUGGUCAGACAAUCAGUGACAGUGAUUAGUUGUUCCAGUGUUAAAUUUCUGCUCUCUUUCUGUAGUGUGGCUUCUAAAUCUAAGCCAAAAAAGUGCAAUUUCUUUGACUGUUUACAUACUGUAUGUAUAUUUUUCCUCUUUCCUUUUUUAACUAAGAGCACUACAUUAUUGCCAGUGGAUGAUUAACUUUAUAGCAAAGGUACACAUAAAGAGUUAUUUAUCUAGUUUGCAUGACAUGUAACCUUUGCCUGUUGCCUCUGAUAAUGUGCAUCUGAAAAACAAAACAUCAAAAACAGUUAAUAACUCAACGCCAUAGAAUGUCAGCUCAGACUUUUUGCCUCUAUAUCCAUAAUAAUAAAAGCAUUUUAUGUCUACUACUACUAACCCUGA
Messenger RNA from Sphaeramia orbicularis (orbiculate cardinalfish), 8784 nucleotides. RefSeq names its product histone-lysine N-methyltransferase ASH1L-like. Gene Ontology annotation, cellular component: nucleoplasm. Bases 771 to 6866 code for a protein of 2031 amino acids. The transcript is spliced from 15 exons. Gene Ontology annotation, molecular function: DNA binding; histone H3K4 methyltransferase activity. NCBI's taxonomy places the organism in Eukaryota, Metazoa, Chordata, Actinopteri, Kurtiformes, Apogonidae. Gene Ontology annotation, biological process: regulation of DNA-templated transcription. The record is from RefSeq and is a predicted model, not a curated record.